This is a messenger RNA of Rotaria sp. Silwood2, 285 nucleotides long. The record is from the annotation of a GenBank genome assembly. NCBI's taxonomy places the organism in Eukaryota, Metazoa, Rotifera, Eurotatoria, Philodinida, Philodinidae.
AUGAAGAAUGAUGACAAAUUAUCAUUACCAUCACAUUCUUACCAAUCAUCGAGUCGACAACCAAACAAUUAUUCGACAAGACCGACAUAUUAUUCUUCAUCAGCACAAAAUGAUUAUUCAUAUACAACACAGCAACCGUUUCCACCACCAUCGAAUCCAUAUCCAUCAAAUGAUCACAAUGAAUGUAAUCAGAAUCAACAAUAUCCAGCAUCACAGGUUUCUCAAUCUCAGCAAAGGUACAAUCAACCAUAUUCGGUUACACAACAUAAAAAUUAUUUAUCAUGA